Molecule: messenger RNA, 3199 nt
Organism: Xyrichtys novacula (pearly razorfish)
Lineage: Eukaryota; Metazoa; Chordata; Actinopteri; Labriformes; Labridae
Source: the annotation of a GenBank genome assembly
AUAUCACCCAUGUACACACAAUUGUUUGCAACAUUUAAAAAGUGCAGACCAAACACAUGUGCCAUGACAGACCACACUUCUACACAGCAUGAAAGAGAGCCAAACCAACAGCUAAGACCAGCGUUUGGACCUUGAUGGGACUCCACUGAUUCAUGUCAGAGCAAAUCCAAGGUUAGUUACAAAACCUAAACCAUAAUGAGCAAACUAAAUUGACGAUGAACAUCUUAAACACAGCUUUUUCUUGUUCUUUUAGACAUCCCUCAUGGAGAGUUUUGCAGCCUUCCCCCUGCUCUCUGGUAAUCACAGCAGCCGCAGCAACACCUCUUGUUCCCGUGACAAUGUUUUGAAGACGGUGGUCUUUCCAGUUCUCUACUCCUUACUUUUCUUGGUUGGACUGACUCUUAAUGGAGUGGCAGUGUGGGUGUUUUUUCGCAUCCCCUCCAAAUCUCACUUCAUCAUUUACCUGAAGAAUAUCGUGGUCGCAGAUGUCAUCAUGAUUUUAACGUUCCCGUUCAAGGUACACUCUAACUGAUCAUUGUCCUGGAAAUAGAGUUGAACAUGUGACCGAUAACUUAAUUGAUGAUUUUUGCUCUGUUUUAAAUAGAGCAGUUGCACGUCACAUAUAGGAGCAGAGCUUUGGUUGUGAUGUGGUUGAAACAUCUUUUUUUUUUUUUUUUGUGAGUCAUUGCAUUUUAAGCAAGUGAUAGAAAUUCAAAUGCUUAGUGUUUUCUCACUAGGCACAAAUAGUACAGAUAUAUUGCAACAUAUUUCUCAAGGUUACAAAAGGUCACUAAAGAAAGUAAUUUCUCUGUAAGACAUGAGCUUCUAGGUUUCUCUUAUCUAAUCAUCAUUUGCUGUUUUACUUUAAAAAAAAAGUAAUUUAUAAAUUUAAGAAUCACUCUAGAAAGAUUGGCGAAAGUUUUGUUUUUCAAAAUUUAGCAUCAAAAAAUGCUGAUUUAUUAAUAUAUAUGUGUGAAUGGCUAUUAAAUUAAAGGUAUAGAUAUUUUGCCAAUAUUGCCAUUUAUUCAUUAUUUUGCAUCCCUAAUAUUCAAUUUAUGUCAAUUAGAAAAUGUUGCAAAAAGUAGGUCAUCUAAUCCAUUUAUUAAAUAGUUAAUCCACUAUUUGGCAUCCCAAAUGUUCAAUUUGUAUCUAUAUACUACAUACAAGUAAAGUUUUCAGUAUUUCAGUUAUCUGAUUUACCUCAUCAGUGACACGUUCACAAUUUAGAAUCCCAAAUUUCUUUGUAUGUCUAGAAAUAAAUUUGGUUUUGACAAAGAGGUUUGAACAUUCCAGUUUCAUCUCUUAAACAAUUUGGCAUCCCACAUUUUCUGUGUAUUUCGAUAUAAGGUAUAUAUAAGGUUUACAUACAUUUCAGCUCUAAAUCAAUUCUGUCACAAUUUGGCAUCCCACAUUUCCUAUUUGUUUUCAUAUGAAUUAGUUAAUUAGUUAAAUUACAUUCAAGAUGUUUCAUCUCUAAAAUACCUCAUUGACAAUUUGGCAUCCCAAAUGUUUGUGAAUGUUUUUGAAUUCAAAUACUAAACAGUAAAGUCUCUGUUUUCACAGGUGUUGGCAGACUCUAACAUCGCCUCCACUGGACUGCGUAUAUUCGUGUGUCGGGUUUCCUCAGUCCUCUUCUACCUGACCAUGUACAUCAGCAUCCUUUUCUUUGGCCUCAUCAGCAUAGACCGCUGCAGAAAAACCCUCAAGCCUUUCAGAGGGACAAACUCGGCUCGGCUGACCCGUCGCAAACUCCUUUCAGGAGCUAUCUGGACUUUCCAACUGGUUCUCUGUCUGCCCAACGUGAUCCUAACCAGUAAACCUCCAAAGUCUCCAAAUUUUAAGUGCAGUGACCUGAAGACUCCGGCUGGGCUGUAUUGGCAUGAGGUGGUGAAUUAUGUCUGUCAGGUUGUUUUCUGGAGUAACCUGGUGACUGUGAUUAUUUGCUACACUUUAAUCACCAAAGAGCUGUACAGAUCAUACGCCCGCACUAAAUCCCAGGGCCCUGGAGGGACUAUUUGUAAAGCACAGAGUGGGGGAACAGUUCGAAAGCCAGGGCAGGCUAAAAGGAAAAUGAAUGCAAAUGUGUUCUUGGUUCUGGCAGUGUUCUUUGUUUGCUUUGUGCCCUUCCACUUUGCUCGCGUGCCGUACACCAUGAGCCAGACCCGAGUGGUCCUCUUUGACUGCAAACUCAAACUCUUCUUCUUUCAGCUGAAGGAAAGCACCCUGUUUCUCUCAUCUUCAAACGCUCUGCUGGAUCCUCUCAUCUAUUUCUUCCUCUGCAAGUCUUUCAGGACCACUCUGUUCAAGAGCCUGAAGCUCCCACCUGGUACCUGCAGCUGGUUACUAAAGAGGGGGUCGGACACAGACACAGACACAGACUGCACUCCCAUGAGAGACUCCACUGGGUGAAUGUAGGGCCACUGAAACCAAUCAAGACUCUUUGUUCAGAGAAGUGAAAAACACAGUGACCUACAGUAUUCUGUGAUCAAAACCAGCAUGAUCAGACUGACCUACAAACAGAACUGUGCACUCAUCAGUGUGCAUGACUAUCACAAAAGUACUGCAUUACUGUACACUUAAAACAUGCAGGAGAAACUGUGUGUUUAUGGAGUUUAUCGAUUAAUUUUUAAUCUCCGUUGUAGAAAGGCAGUGAGAGUGGAUACAAGUGUCAAAAUCAACACUGAAAGUUUGUUUUCCUUGCUUUUGUUGAAGUGAAAGGAAAAACAGUGGUUUGUUUUUGAGUAGCUCUUUCUGUUCUCUUUUCAUGUUAAAAAUAACUAGUUCCUCUUCUAUACUUUUGUGAACUGUAUCUUUGAAACCAAAAAAGUACAAAAAAAAUCGUUCACAAGCUGAUAAAGUACCAAUAACUUUCCUUUGAGUGUCCUAUAACUAUAAAAUAAACCUCAACUCUCAAAAUAAUCAAAUGUCACUGUAUUUUAAUUUGUUGUUGAAUAUAUAUGUGCAUGAUUCUUUUGGAUUUUAACAACAUAAAGAAGGUAAAUGUGAAUACUGUAUACAUCUGUGUUGUUAUUUUUUUACAUUUAUGUAGAAUAGGGGUGUGCAUUAUUGGACUUUUGCUUAUAUUUGAUAUGCCAAUAUUUUUAAACCUAUUCUGGCAGAUAUGGAUACUGAUAUACACCUUUUUUAUUGUAAGAAUGAAUUUUUUCUUUAAUAAAAUGACUUGUUACUUUAAAUGCAA